AUGAAGGUCAUUAUCGUUGGUGGUGGUAUUGGUGGUCUCGCGACUGCGAUUGGUUUGCGUCGUGCUGGCCAUCAGGUCAAGGCUAACCACCGGCUACGGGUCUGGCAGAUCUUUGAACGAUCUUCGUUCCUCCACGAAAUUGGUGCAGCUAUCAACAUCUGCCCAAAUGCCGCUCGGGUUCUCUCACACUGGGGAUUCAAUGUUGAACUAGCCCGCAUGGUAACCGCACGGCAGUCUAUUGUAGCACUCGGAAGCUCACUCAAACCAUUGGCGGAAGUGGAUUGCUCAAAGUGUGAGGAAGUGUAUGGUGCACCGUGGCUGCUGGCCCAUCGAGUCGACCUACAUUCGGAGUUACGCCGUCUGGCUACAACUCCGGAGGGACCCGGAUUACCGGCAGACAUCGUCUUGAACUCAAAGGUCGUUGGAUAUGACGCUUCGGAGGGAUAUGUAACGCUGGCGGACGGGUCUGUGCAUGGGGCGGAUCUCAUCGUCGCAGCGGACGGAGUCCAUACGUCCGCUAUCCAACAUGUCAAUGGCCGUGCAACACGACCAGUUUCUACCGGCUCAGCAGUGUUUCGGUUCCUACUCUCGACCGAGGAUUUGCCAGAUGAUCCUAAUAUAGAGCCACACUUCGGUGAUGGUCUUUUGCGGAUUAUGGCUGCGGAGGGUGUGAGGCGGUUGGUUUGGUAUCCAUGUGCUAAUAACUCAGUGCAGAACUUCGUGGGAAUACAUCCAGAUCAAUAUACAAACGGCGACGAACAAGAAUCCUGGGACCGGUCCGCCCAUGUCAAUGAUGUGCUGGCGCAAUACCACGACUUCCAUCCCAGCAUUUUGAACAUUAUCAAGAAGGCGACCAAUAUCAAGCGGUGGCCACUUCUGUACCGGGAACCCGUGCCAACUUGGAGCUGUGACCGUCUAGUGCUUAUUGGGGACGCAGCGCAUCCUAUGCUACCUCACCAGGGCCAAGGUGGGGCUCAGGCUAUUGAGGAUGCAGGCGCAUUGAGUGAGAUCUUCACUCAGUUGCCUGCCAAACCCACGGCAGAUGAGAUCCGUGACCGUCUCGCACUAUUUGAAAGGGUUCGGAUCAAGCGCGCGUCGGCGAUACAGGUCACCUCCAAUGUUGGACAGGACGAAGCGUGGAAAAUCCGGGAACACGCACAGCAAUACAUGCCAGAAGGUGUUGAUGUGCCCACGUCGCCAGCAGAAUUCAUGGAGCAUAACUUCCGUUAUGAUGUUCUCGAGGAUAGUCGGCAACAGCUCGAGGCUUUCUUGGGGAAGAGUUAGGAUCAGAAUGGUUGGCUUUCCGAUUCACUAGGUGGACGUGAACACAAUCGAGCCUGUUCUGCGUUGACUCAAAGUAUAUCCUGCAAGUUUCCUUCAUAUUAGUCGUGACCACUGAACGCCUUUGUGAGUGGGGAGG
Aspergillus pseudotamarii is the source of this 1420-nucleotide messenger RNA. Its product is annotated as putative salicylate hydroxylase. Bases 1 to 1284 code for a protein of 427 amino acids. The record is from RefSeq and is a predicted model, not a curated record. Gene Ontology annotation, molecular function: FAD binding; monooxygenase activity. The transcript has 6 exons. Lineage: Eukaryota; Fungi; Ascomycota; Eurotiomycetes; Eurotiales; Aspergillaceae.